This is a messenger RNA of Saprolegnia parasitica CBS 223.65, 4401 nucleotides long. RefSeq lists its product as hypothetical. Bases 1 to 4401 code for a protein of 1466 amino acids. Gene Ontology annotation, biological process: error-prone translesion synthesis; double-strand break repair via homologous recombination. The record is from RefSeq and is a predicted model, not a curated record. Gene Ontology annotation, molecular function: DNA binding; nucleotide binding; DNA-directed DNA polymerase activity. The transcript is spliced from 20 exons. NCBI's taxonomy places the organism in Eukaryota, Oomycota, Saprolegniomycetes, Saprolegniales, Saprolegniaceae. Gene Ontology annotation, cellular component: zeta DNA polymerase complex; nucleus.
AUGGUCGCAGGGCUGCUUCGGGUCGAGGUCGUCGACGUCUCCUACUACCUCGCCAAGCCGCUGCCAGCGAGAGCGGCGCAUGCGCUUCCCGAAGGUCCUUGCUACGAGCGCGCGCGGGCCGUGCCCGUCGUCCGCGUCUUUGGCGCGACGCCGGAAGGCCCCAAGUGCUGCCUGCACGUGUUUCCGUACUUUUACAUGCGCUGCGAGAGCGACCCGGCGUUCGACGAUAUCGAGAGCCUCAUGGCGCUGCUGCCGACGAUCGGCCGGGACAUCGAAGCCGGUCUCCGGACGCUCGCGACAGCGCAAGAAGGCGACAAGACGAAGGCGAAAGGUCCCAUGCCACCGUCCAUCGCCAAGCUUGUGAUCGUCAAGGGCAUCCCGUUCUACGGGUACCAUGCGGCCGAGGAGUUCUUCAUCAAGGUCUUCUACUACGACCCGGCCAAGACGAGUCGCAUCGUCCAAGUCGUCGAGAGCGGACUUGUCGCGAGCCGCGUCUUCCAGCCGUACGAAGCCCACAUCCCGUAUUUGCUUCAGAUGUUUGCCGACUACCAUAUCGAAGGCAUGAACUACCUCCGCGUGCGCAACGCGACUUUUCGGACGCGGGAAGGGUCGACGUUGGAGUGGCCGAUCCGCCAAAGCAGCUGCGCGCUUGAAGCUGACGUGUCGUGCAAGAACAUACUGAACCCCCACUACAUCAACGGCGCGGCCGACGCGUGCUACGUCCCGUCGCUCUCGACGCUCUGGGAGGAAGAGAAGCAGCGCCGGCGGGACCAAGGCCUCGCGGCGACCCCCGAGACAGCGCCGAGUGUUCCACGCCACGAGGUGCAACAAGGAGAAGCGUCGCCCGAGGAGACGGAGGUGCGGGGACCACUGUCGCAGUCGCAUUUUACCCGGCGCAUGUGGGCAUCUCUGAACGAGAUCCUCGCGCAAACAACGUCGGCGCUCGAUACCUCGAUGCGGAGUGAGAGCGAUGGCGACUACUCGGGCGGCCUCGACGACUCGACGUUUGCGUACAGCCAAAUGGAGCACAGAGACGACGAGAACGCGGCGGAGGACGCGCCGGACGAGUUGUUGUUGCUGCUCUCGCGUCUCCAAGAAGCGCGCGAAACCGAGUGCGACGAUGUUCACGGCGAAAGCGCUGACGAUGGCGACGCGACGGACGAUGAGAUGUCGGAAGAAGCGCUUGACGGGCGGGCCAUUUUGGACUCGCAGAGAGCGUACGAGCGCGCGUGCUCCCAAGAGGUGCCUCUCGACGCAUUGGAGGAGGACGCGACAGAGUCGUCAGCAGCGUGGUGGGAGCGCGACCAGUCCAUCUGCGAAUCCCAAUGCUCGAUCCAAGCGCUCGGUGCGCCGCGGGUGACGCAAUCGCCGGAACGGUCGCAAGUGGAUGAUGUCGGCAUGGACAUGGAAACGACGCAGCACAUACCGAGCCAGCAGCUGAUUCGUCGGACGUGGCAGUACGCGGUGCCGCCGCCGUCGCUGCACGACCUCCUGCCGCUGCCGCCCUCGACGACGCCGGCCGUGCACUACAGCGUAGCGUCCGAUGUACCGGAGAAGCCGGUGGUCUUUGCUGGUCAACGCUACGCCUUUCCCAAACCCGGCAUCGACCAUCUGCCGCCCUUCCCGAGCGCCAGCCCGAGUCUCCAGUCGCUUCAGAAGGACACGUCGUUUUCUCAUGUACGCCAUUACUCUACCGAGCAUAUCAACUUAAUGCUGUACGCAGCGCAUGCGGCGACGACGGACGCCCCUUCGCCUCCCGCCGACGUUGGCCGAGCUUCAAGCGACUGCGCAAAGCGCAUCCCCACAACCUUGUCGGGGACAACGCAGCCCGCGGUGCCCCGGCCGUCCCACUUGCACAUUUCCAACAUCACCAUCCUGUCCUUGGAGGUGCACACCAAUACGCGCGGGGACUUGCUGCCGGACCCGGCCUUUGAUGCUGUCGAAGCCAUUGCGGCGGUCGUUGACGUGACGUUCCAGGAGGUGCAGACGCGUCGCUACCACCUUCUGAUCGUCGACGCGGCGCCGUCCAAAACGACGCACAUGACACUGCACGGACACGUGUACGAGGUCGAGUACCUCCCGUCCGAAGCCGCGCUCAUUGAACGACUCGUGGCGUGCGUCCAGCAUUGGGACCCCGACUUUCUCGUGGGGUUUGAAAUCCAGCAGGCUUCGUAUGGGUACCUCAUUGACCGCGCGGCCGCCCUCGACCCGCCAAUCAAUUUGAUUCAAGUGCUCUCACGGCUCCCACGGACGCGAAUGGACGCGCGCAACCAAGCCGCGGCAGAUGGCAACGUUGGCGCCAUGUACGGCAUGAAGAAAGCGUCGGGCAUUUGGAUGUACGGCCGGCACAUUCUCAACCUCUGGCGCUGUGCGCGGUCCGAGCUCAAGCUCGCGCGCUACACGUUUGAAGCCGUUGUGGCGAGCGUGCUGAAGCGGCCUUUCCCAAAACACUCGCACGCGACGCUAACGCAGUGGUAUACAUCGGGCGGGUCGCUUCGCCUUCGAGCGCUCGAGGCGCUUGCCGCCCACACGGAAGUGACGCUCAAGCUCAUGGAUCGUCUUCAGCUCAUCACACGCACGAGUGAGAUGGCGCGGCUCUUUGGCAUUGAUUUUUUCUCGGUGCUCUCCCGAGGCUCGCAAUACCGCGUCGAGGCGGUCAACAUUCGCGUCACGAAGCGACUCAAGUACAUCAUGGUGUCGGCCAACCGCGCGCAAGUCGCUGCACAGCCUCCGAUGGAAGUGAUUCCGCUCGUCAUGGAGCCGCUUUCAUCGUUUUACGCCGAGCCCAUCGUCGUGUUGGACUUUCAGUCGCUCUACCCGUCGAUGGUGAUCGCCUACAACAUUUGCUACUCGACGUGCUUGGGGCGCCUCGUCAACGGCCUCGAUCCGUCGCUCGAGACGGUGCUGGGCGUCGUUGCGGACCAUCACGUCGACGUCGACGCGCUCCGGGCCGCGGGAAACAGCACGAUCAUUACGCCCAACGGCGCGCUCUUUUGUCCCAAAGCGAUGCGCACCGGGGUGCUGCCGCUCGUGCUCAACGAGAUUCUCUCGACGCGCAUCAUGAUCAAGCAAGCCAUGAAACAAGUAAAGAUAGUCGACAAGCGACUGCUCAAGGUGCUCGACGCACGCCAACUCGCGCUCAAGAUGAUUGCGAAUGUCACGUACGGCUACACGGCCGCGAGUUUCUCGGGGCGCAUGCCGUGUGCGCAGAUCGCCGACGCCAUCGUGCAUUCGGGCCGCGUGACGCUCGAAGCCGCGGUCCGUCUCGUCGAGUCGCACCCAAAAUGGCACGCCAAGGUCGUCUAUGGCGACACAGACAGUCUCUUUGUGCAGCUGCGCGGCCGGUCGCUCGCCGACGCCUGGGCGAUCGGCCAAGAAAUCGCCAACGACGUGACAGCGAUCAACCCGAAACCCGUGUGUCUCAAGCUCGAAAAGGUCUACAUGGGCUCGUUCCUUGUCUCCAAGAAGCGCUACGUCGGGUACAAGUUUGAAGGCCCGACCCACGUUAAAGGCGUCCUCGACGCCAAAGGCAUUGAGACCAUCCGGCGCGAUUCGUGCGGCGUUGUGCAAAAGCCCAUGCGUCGUUGGCUCGAGCUCAUGUUCAAAACGCGGGAUGUCUCGGCGGGAAAAAAGUACCUCCAGACCUAUUGGCGCCACAUGCACAGCCAGCGCAUUCCGCUGCGCGAGUACAUUUUUGCAAAGGAAGUCCGCCUCGGCACGUACGCCGGGCAGGGACCGCCAGCGGUGCUGGUCGCGACGAAAGCGAUGGCCAAGGACCCGCGCGCCGAGCCGCGGUACGCCGAGCGCGUGGCCUACGUCGUCGUGCGUGGGCCACCCGGCGCACGGCUCAUGGACCUCGUCGUGCCGCCCGAGGCGCUCGUGCUGCACCAAAAGUACACGCUCAACAUCGAGUACUACAUUACCAAGCAGAUCUUGCCGAGCUUUGAGCGCCUCGCACUGCUCAUGGGCGUCAACGUUCGCCAGUGGUACAUGGAGCUUCCGCGCGCCGUUGAGAAGGCGACGACCCACCGCGGCGCAUCGUCCGUCAUGCGCAUCGAUGCGUACUAUACGAGCCAGCACUGCGUGCUCUGCGGCGUACUGAACCUCCAUCCGCGCGGCCUCGCCGCGGGCGACUGGCUCUGCGGCGACUGCAAGGCGACAUCGGGCCCGAGCUACUUUUUGCUUCAGAACGAGGCGAGCAGUCUCGAGCACCAGCUCAACGCCGUGCGCCACGUGUGUCUCCAGUGCUUGGGGAGUACGACGUUUGGGGCAACGUGGCAUGACCGCACUCGGAUGGUAUGUCACAAUGACGACUGCGAUGUGUGGAGUGUGUGGCUGCGCGCCGCGACUCUGUAUGAAAAGUGCGGGGCGUACCAUACCUUGGUCGAAGAGCAAAGAUAA